ACACACUCGGCGCUGCUCGAACACCAGACCACAUUUCUCUCUCGUCGCUCCCCGCGGCGCGGCGGAGCAGAAGCAAAACCCUCGUCGAAGUCGGAACUACGGCGGGUGGGGAUCGCGGGUUCCGAUCAAUGCCAGGCUCGACCCCGUCCCGCAACUCCGCCUCCUUGAUUGCCCGAUAGGGUUCUCCUGCACCUUCCUCCUCUCCGUGAUUUAUCUCCGGGGCCUGUUGCGGAAUUGCGGAACUUUUCCGGUGCUGUUCGCUUCCGGAAGCGCGCCGCCACGGAGGGCUCGCUGCGGUUUUGGAAUUUGGUGGCUUGGUGAAGGGUGGUGUGCGCUGGCCGCUGGGCACCGUUGAGAUCUGUCUUCUCGGUUGUUGCGAGGCGAAAUUCUGCCAGCUGCAAUGUUGACAUACCCUGUGCUGAAUGAGAGGUCAAUUGAUCAGUGGAGCAUCAUGGAACUGAAGGAUGAACUCUGUAGGAGGAACCUACCUAUCAUAGGUUUGAAAGAUGAUCUUGUGAAAAGGCUCUUUGAGGACCUUCAGGGUAAUAUUCUUGGUGGAGAAGGAACAGGUGGCGGAGCUACCGCUGAUGAUGAUCUGAAAGAGGACAGUACUUCUGGUUCUGCUGAUACAACUAUUGGCCUAGCUACGAUGGAACAGAGUGUCGAUGAAGUUCCUUCUCAGGUUGCAACUCAGGAAGGGGAUCUUGUUGUUUCUUUUACAGAAGAUAGUAAGGAAAGAGCAGUUGCAACUACAGAUGUUAAUGAGGAAGCUGUUGUUACUACCGAUGAAAUUAGUCAGACAACGCUUGUUGCUGCUGCAGAAGUUGUCGUUGCCCCUCUAGUUGAUGUGGCAACAACAGAUAAAGUUUCUCUAUGUGACACUGUGGCAACUAAACGAGAUGACCUUGGAUCAACUCCAAGUCACGGUACUAUAGUGAAGGAAGUAUAUGCACAAGCUGAUGGUCAUAGCGCGAUUACUGCAGAGAAGGCUUCAGAGGAAGGCACCAGCAAGAAAAUCAUCGCUGAUGAUCUACCAUCUGAUGUUGCCAGUAUUGAUGUCAAGUUGGAUGCAACUUCUGCUUUAGGCAAGUUAGACGCAGACAUUCUAGAGCACAAAGCAUUAUCAUCACCUCUAGAUGCUAUUGCGCCAACUGUUCCUUGUGGUGUUGAUGCUGUUGCAACUGCACCAAGAGAGAAUGCCGUGACCCUGAUUCCUAUAAAUUCGGGUGAUCUGAAAGAUGAGAAAACUCCUAGUUCUUCUGGUGCAUCUAUUUGCCAAGCUGUGAUGGAUCAUAUUGUCGAUGAAGGUCAUUCUCAGGAAGGAGAUCAUGUUGUCUCUGUUACAGAAGCUAGCAAGGAAAGUGCAGUUGCUACUACAGAUGUUAAUCACGAAGUUUCUGUAACUACCGGAGAAGUUAGUCGAGUAACUCUUGUUGCCGCUAUAGAAGUUACCGAUGCCCCUCUAGUUGAUGUGGCAAUAACUAAAAUUUCUCUAAGUGAUGCAGUUGCAACUAAAGGCGAUGAUCUAGGAUCAACUCCCAGUGACGGUACUAUAGUGAAGGAAGUAUAUCCACAAGCCGAUGGUCAUAGUGAGAUUAUUGCAGAGAAGUAUCCAGAAAAAGGCACCAGGAAGAAAAUGUCUGUUGAUGAUCUACCAUCUGAUGCUGCCAAUAUUGAUGUGGUGUAUGCAGCUUCUGUUAAAGACAAGUUAAGCUCUGACGUUCUAGAGCACAAAGCAGUAUCAUCACGUCCAGAAACUAUUGCACCACAUGCAACUGCACCAGGACAGAAUGCCGAUACCUUUAUUCUGAAGAUAGAUUCAGGUGACAAUGCUUCGAUGAACGAUAACCAACAUGAUUCUGGGCACACGAUCAUCACCUGCCAACCAACCUUGUCUAGACCAGAAGACCAGGUAUCUGAGGCCAGCUCAGAUCUAGGUUCUCAAAUUAAGUGUGUGUUGAUUUCCCAUGAUAAUAUAUCAACUAAUGUAAUGGGUAACCUGAAUGCUGACAGUUCUGAUUUAGAACUAGAGGCUAAGCGGGAUAUGGUCAAACCACCAUCCAACAUUCCCUCAGUAGGUGAUCAUUUGCAGGCAUUCAACCAUGACAAAGAGUUCUCUAAGAAUGAUAUAUCAUUCCAACAAGUACAAUCUACAACCAGUAUGAACUUGGACAAGAAAGAGAUCAGUCACAAUGGUGGUUCUCCUGAAAAUCUAGAUUUAGACAGGAGCUCAGGUGAUGAAAUGAUGGAGGAUGUCAUGGAAAGUAAACACGUUGAUCCAAAUAUCAAAUCUGGUGAUCUUGGAGGAAAGAAUGAGUUUACCAACUCAGACUAUGAGGUAAAAGAGGUUAUUCUCAUUGAUACUGUUACCAAUGAUUCAUCUGUGCAUACAAAGGCCAUUGCAGCUGAAGGGAAAGCAGUAACUCCAUCUGAAAAGAGGAAACCUGAAGCCCAAGAAUUUCUUGCAAAUAAGCCCAUCAAACGUCAGCGCCAUGUGUAUAAUCUCAAAAUUCCUAAGCAACAAGCAUGCGGACCAAGUGGCUCUGAUGCUCCCAAGGAUGUGUUUCAGCCUGCUCUAAAACAUUCUUUUGGCAGGUCUGAUUCAACAGAAAGUGGAGAAGCCCACAAAGUGCACAUUGUGCAACCUUCUCUGAGACCCGCAACAACUUCCUUGAGAGUUGAUCGAUUCGUUCGCCCGUUUACUUUGAAGGCUGUUCAAGAGCUUCUUGGUAGAACUGGAUCUGUUUGCGGCUUUUGGAUGGAUCAUAUCAAGACCCACUGCUAUGUUACAUACUCUUCAGUGGAAGAAGCUGUGGCAACCAGGAAUGCUGUUUACAACCUCCAGUGGCCCCCAAACAACGGUAAUUACUUAGUUGCAGAAUUUGUUGACCCAUGUGAGGUGAAGCUCAGACUUGAACACCCUCCUCCACCGCCAGUGCCUAUCAGGCUCAGCACAGAUACAGUACCAAAGGCAGCACCCUUCCAUCAAGCCAAGGCUAACCAAAUGAUGGCUGCCUCACGGGGGCUAUUACCUACUCCGCAAUCUCCUAUGAUGCUGCCUCCUACUUCUACUCCAGGGUCGGGAAGGGAGAUGCUUCCACCCCCUCCAAAGGAACCUGUUAGUGAUACAGCUCCCUUGUCACUCGAUGAACUCUUCAAGAGGACGCAGGCCUCCCCGAGGAUUUUCUACUUGCCUUUAUCGGAAGAGGAGAUGUCAGCCAAGCUGGCAGCGCGCAGCAAAGGAAAGAGGGGAGGGUAGGGGGCUCAAUUCUGCUGCUCCGGCUGGCACCAGCGGCAUGGAUCAGCAGAUUCUCUUCCUGUCACCCGACUGUUACCGCCACAGCAGUUCAUACAGAAGUACCAGUUGGUAGCUACCGAUUGUAGCUGUAUGUUUUAGUGUCCUGAAGAAGCUUUCGAGGUCUUUGUCUUGGAGAACCGAGUAGUUCCAGUGUAAAUUGAGCUUAGCUCUAGACUCUAGUCGCUGCAUCUGUCUGUUCCGAACUGUUAACAUUCGCAAGGCAGCCUCAGAUCAUGGUGGACUCGUCACCUUUUGGAUCAGUUGAACGAACCGCUGCUUUUAUUUUGAUGAACUUGUGGCUAUGCUUAUGCGGCUACCCGGCUGCUCUUGUUGCGCUGUCAAGUGAAAGCAUUUUACCCUGUACUUGGAAGUUUCAAUCAUAUGAAUUUGAAUUCUGAG
Messenger RNA from Brachypodium distachyon (stiff brome), 3697 nucleotides. Its product is annotated as apoptotic chromatin condensation inducer in the nucleus. Gene Ontology annotation, molecular function: nucleic acid binding. NCBI's taxonomy places the organism in Eukaryota, Viridiplantae, Streptophyta, Magnoliopsida, Poales, Poaceae. The transcript has 7 exons. The record is from RefSeq and is a predicted model, not a curated record. Bases 401 to 3259 code for a protein of 952 amino acids.